Molecule: messenger RNA, 2091 nt
Organism: Myzus persicae (green peach aphid)
Lineage: Eukaryota; Metazoa; Arthropoda; Insecta; Hemiptera; Aphididae
Product: peptidyl-alpha-hydroxyglycine alpha-amidating lyase 1-like
Exons: 9
Coding region: 253-1872 (539 amino acids)
Biological process (GO): peptide metabolic process
Cellular component (GO): extracellular region; membrane
Molecular function (GO): catalytic activity; protein binding
Source: RefSeq, a predicted model, not a curated record
UCGAGUAUUGAUCCGCCGAGAUAAACACCACAGUCCGCCCACGCGCGCUAUGAUAACGGUAGACUUGUUGAUCUGCUGCCGUCGAGUUCGAGCGCCACAGAUUGUGGCAGCUGCUGUGUUGUGUGUUGCCGGGAUCCUGUCAAUCUGUGCGUCCGGGAUCCGUUUCCCGGAAACCAUUCGGACGGUGAUGCUUCUGUGCCCGUCGUCGACUUCGGGGUGAGUGCCAGUGGGACGCGAACGGGCACGACAACAAUGUCGGUCACAGUCGCCCUGACCGCUCUGGUCGCAUGCUGUUCCUGUUGCUUGUUGACCGCCACGGCCGAUUUGGCGUCCGAUCUGGCCAGUAGCGACUAUCAGCUAAUGUCAACCGACGACCAGCAGCCGCAACAGACAUCAGUCCAGUUGCAGCAGGCGGUCUCCGACCAGCUUUACGGUCAGAAUCAAGUGGAUAAUACUCUGGAUAAUACUGAUAAUUCAAAUAUUGAUGUGUCCCACCAAUUUCAUUUACAUGAAUCUUCUGAAUGGCCUUUUCCACAUCAAAUUGAUAACAGUAUUGGGCAAAUAUCUGGUGUUUCCAUAAGCAAAGACAAUUUUGUGUAUAUAUUUCAUAGAGGGGAUCGAGAAUGGAAUCAAACUACAUUUUAUGAAAACAAUGUGUACAGAGAAAAACAUAUAGGACCAAUUUCUGAACAGGUAGUUGUUGUACUGGAUCCAAAAAAUGGUUCCGUAAUAAAAAGAUGGGGUGGUCACAGAUUUUAUAUGCCUCAUGGUAUUACUGUUGAUCAUGAAAAUAAUGUUUGGUUGACUGAUGUUGCUCUUCAUCAAGUUUUCAAAUUUGGCCCUAACUCUGAAGAUGUAUUAAUGACUUUUGGUACUGCAUUUGUACCUGGGAAAGACUUAGACAAGUUUUGCAAACCUACAUCAGUAGCUGUAACAACUAGUGGUGAAUUCUAUGUAGCAGAUGGAUAUUGUAAUUCACGUAUUAUUAAAUUUUCUGCUAAAGGACGAGUACUGUUGGAAUGGGGCCGAUCCACUAUAGUCACAGGUGAAAUGAUUGUGCCUCCUUACCAACUGUGGAUUCCACAUGCUUUGACAUUGGCUGAAGACAAAGAAUUGAUAUGUGUUGCCGAUCGUGAAAAUAGCAGAGUAUUAUGUUUCAACACCAACAAUGGAACCUUUAAUUUUGAAAUUAAUCCACAAUUAUUUCAACGUUUAUUUAGUGUUGCGUAUUCACCAGCAGCUGGUGGAUUAUUUUAUGUACUUAAUGAUAAAAAUGUGUAUGUAAUAACUGACACAUUAGCACAAGGAAUUGUCAUCAAUGCUACUUCGUUGGAAGUGAUUGGACAAUUCCACCCUAAAGAUAACGAAUUUUCACGACCUCAUGACAUGGCUGUAAGCCCAGAUGGAACAUCUGUUUAUGUUGUGGAACUUAUAAGAUCUCAUAUACGAAAGUUCGUGUUAGAUUCAGAUAUUCAAAACAAAUUUAUAAACAAAAGUGUUGAUACACCUAAUGUUUCAGAUCAAGAGUUAAUGUUGAACAAAUAUAACGUGCUAGAAAAUUGUCCUGGUCUUAGAGAAAAUUCUGGGAAACAAAUUUUAGUGAUCAUGUUGAUAAUUGCUGUGGGUUUGUUUUUCACUGCUGCUAUAUUCGUAACCGUUUUAAUAUAUACACGAACUAAAUCAAUAGCUCACAGGAAAGACGCGGCUUUCAGUCGCUGGCAGCCUCGGACACUCAACGCUGCGGAUGGAUUUACUUUGGGCAACAUAUUCAAUAAGAAGCAACGAGCUGGAUUCGAAAAACUUGCAACCGUCGAGGUGAGCGAAGAUGACGAUGACGACGACGACGAAAACGAUCUGAACGUGAGGGCUUAAUAAUUGAAAAAUUAAUAUAAUAACAAUAAUAAUAUCGUGCUAGUUGAUUCGAUUUAUCGUUACGGUUGUUAUUAUUUGUAUUUAUUAAUUUAUUGUAACACCUUUUUUCGACGGACUUAUACUUAGAAGACUUCCCCAAUAUUUGUCUGCCAAAAAUAUUAUGUUUAUAUCGACCCGAGUAUCCGACCGCAUAUUAUACACACACAGUUACACAUCCCA